CUGCCUGCACCGUUGGUGUCCAUUUGUUCUCUCAUCGCGCUCACAAUGCAGCCUCCAGUGUCCUCCGAGGUACAAUGCUCCCACCUGGAGGUUCCCGAUGCCAAGGUGUACUAUGAAGUGCGUGGCCAAGGCCCCCUUCUCCUGAUCAUGGCCGGGGGCAACGGCACCGCAGCCUUCUUCGCAUCUUUUGCAUCUCUCCUGUCGUCCCACUUUCGAGUAGUGACAUACGACCGACGAGGAUUUUGGCGGAGUCCUAUCAGAGAUGCGCCCAGCUUCGACGCAUCCAGACUGUUGAAGGCGAAUGUCGAGGAUGCUGCCGCCCUGAUUCAACACCUCUCACCCAGUGCGCCGGCCAUUGUUUUCGGAUCCUCUUGGGCAGCCAACAUUGCCAUGAAUCUGCUCAACGCCCAUCCACAGCUGGUACGCAAGGUCAUUGUUCACGAGCCCGUCUUGGGAAACCUGUUCACGCCGACGACCCUACAAGGAUUCAGUGAGGAUAUCGAUCAAAUCAUUGCUGCGUUCCGCCAGCGUGGAGUGCCGGCGGCCAAUGCGAUCCUGACUGCCAUCACGAGUAGUCAACGCGAUCGAGAGCUGUUCGUUGCCUCGCCAGUGUUCAAACAGCUGAUGUCCAUCCCCCCCAGCAACCAAGACUGGUACUUUGGAGUUGAGAUGGCUGAGUGGCGGCAGUUCACCACCUUCGAGCCGGAGGUUCUCCUGGGCCAUCGGGGCAAGCUGGUGCUCAUGCGCGGGGCAGAAGAAUCCCCGGUUUUGACCGCGCAACCGAUCUGUGUCUUGUCCGACCGACUGAAUCUGCCCGUGGUUGACAUGCCUGGAGGUCAUUUAGGCUAUAUUACACAUCAGCAGGAGUUCAUUGACAGCUUGGGGCAAUUAUUGUUGCGUCACGAGCGGGCUCGGUUGUGAUCCAUGGUUUUGCGAGAGUC
This is a messenger RNA of Aspergillus aculeatus ATCC 16872, 941 nucleotides long. RefSeq names its product alpha/beta fold hydrolase. The transcript has a single exon. NCBI's taxonomy places the organism in Eukaryota, Fungi, Ascomycota, Eurotiomycetes, Eurotiales, Aspergillaceae. The record is from RefSeq and is a predicted model, not a curated record. The coding region runs from base 46 to 921 and encodes 291 amino acids.